Messenger RNA from Tupaia belangeri chinensis (Chinese tree shrew), 2669 nucleotides. It is a transcript of the gene CASD1, whose product is annotated as CAS1 domain sialic acid O acetyltransferase 1. NCBI's taxonomy places the organism in Eukaryota, Metazoa, Chordata, Mammalia, Scandentia, Tupaiidae. The transcript has 17 exons. Gene Ontology annotation, cellular component: Golgi membrane. Bases 72 to 2468 code for a protein of 798 amino acids. Gene Ontology annotation, molecular function: N-acetylneuraminate 9-O-acetyltransferase activity. The record is from RefSeq and is a predicted model, not a curated record.
UAUUAAAAAAAGGAAGUCUCUUACAGGAUGAAAUAUAAACCAUAAUAACCUUCACAUCAGGUUGUUCAUGAAUGAGUAAUAUGCACCUAGAAGGGAUAAUGAAGCUUAAAAAGUUGUGUACUCUCUGGUCUCACGGAACAUGGAGUCAAGAUAGCCAACAUUUAGAAAUGUUCCUAUUUACCAUACUGUUGUGUUUACCUGUUAUAGGUAAUGAUUCAUGUGAAUACCUUCUCUCAAGCGGCAGAUUUCUUGGAGAGAAAGUUUGGCAACCUCAUAGUUGUAUGAUGCAUAAAUACAAAAUCAGUGAAGCAAAGAACUGCCUUGUAGAUAAACAUAUUGCAUUUAUUGGAGAUUCCAGAAUUCGGCAAUUAUUUUAUUCUUUUGUAAAAAUAAUUAAUCCCCAAUUCAAAGAAGAAGGUAAUAAGCAUGAAAACAUUCCUUUUGAAGAUGAGACUGCGUCAGUAAAAGUGGAUUUUCUAUGGCAUCCAGAAGUUAAUGGUUCUAUGAAACAGUGUAUCAAAGUAUGGACUGAGGAUUCUGUUGCAAAGCCCCACGUGAUUGUAGCAGGAGCUGCCACAUGGUCCAUCAAGAUUCACAAUGGUAGUAAUGAAGCACUUUCUCAGUAUAAAAUGAACAUUACCUCCAUAGCACCACUCUUAGAAAAACUGGCCAAGACUAGUGAUGUUUAUUGGGUUUUACAAGACCCUGUUUAUGAAGAUCUAUUAAGUGAAAAUAGGAAAAUGAUUACCAAUGAGAAGAUAGAUGCCUACAAUGAAGCUGCAGUCAGUAUUUUGAAUAGUAGUACCAGAAAUUCUAAAUCAAAUGUAAAGAUGUUCAGCGUUUCCAAACUAAUUGCUCAAGAAACCAUCAUGGAAUCUUUGGAUGGCUUACAUCUUCCUGAGUCAAGCAGAGAAACUAGUGCAAUGAUUCUCAUGAACGUGUGUUGCAAUAAGAUUUUGAAGCCUGUAGAUGGUUCCUGUUGUCAACCUCGGCCUCCUCUUACCCUCAUACAGAAGCUGGCUGCUUGUUUUUUCACCUUGUCUAUUGUCGGAUAUUUAAUUUUUUACAUAAUUCAUUGUAACGCACAUCGGAAGAAUAAGCCAUGUACUGAUUUGGAAAGUGGAGAGGAAAAGAAAAAUAUCAUCAGCACCCCUGUGUCUCCACUGGAAAUACUUCUACAGUCUUUCUGCAAACUUGGCCUGAUCAUGGCGUAUUUCUAUAUGUGUGACCGCGCAAAUUUGUUUAUGAAGGAAAAUAAAUUUUAUACACAUUCAUCCUUCUUUAUUCCAAUUAUCUACAUUUUGGUUUUGGGAGUAUUUUACAAUGAAAAUACUAAAGAGACUAAAGUAUUAAAUAGAGAACAAACAGAUGAAUGGAAAGGCUGGAUGCAACUUGUGAUUUUGAUAUAUCACAUCUCUGGAGCAAGUACAUUUUUGCCUGUGUACAUGCACAUUCGAGUUCUGGUUGCUGCAUAUUUAUUUCAGACAGGGUAUGGGCAUUUCUCCUACUUUUGGAUCAAAGGAGACUUUGGGAUCCAUAGAGUAUGUCAGGUCUUAUUUCGUCUCAAUUUCCUGGUAGUAGUGUUAUGCAUAGUUAUGGAUCGGCCUUAUCAAUUCUAUUACUUUGUUCCCUUGGUCACUGUGUGGUUUAUGGUCAUAUAUGUCACUUUAGCACUAUGGCCACAAAUAAUCCAAAAAAAAGCAAAUGGAAAUUGUUUAUGGCAUUUUGGUUUGCUGUUGAAACUAACCUUUUUGCUGUUAUCCAUAUGUUUUCUGGCUUAUUCUCAGGGUGCAUUUGAGAAGAUCUUUUCUCUUUGGCCAUUGUCCAAGUGUUUUGAACUGAAAGGGAGCGUAUAUGAAUGGUGGUUCAGAUGGAGGUUAGACCGUUAUGUAGUCUUUCAUGGCAUGCUGUUUGCUUUUAUUUAUCUGGCUUUACAAAAGCGUCAAGUACUUUCUGAAGGAAAGGGUGAACCUCUCUUUUCAAACAAAAUUUCAAAUUUUCUACUCUUUAUUUCAGUUGUUUCUUUCUUGACCUAUUCGAUCUGGGCUAGCAGUUGUAAAAACAAAGCUGAGUGCAAUGAACUACACCCAUCUGUUUCUGUGAUACAGAUUUUAGCCUUCAUUCUAAUAAGGAACAUCCCUGGAUAUGCUCGUUCGGUUUACAGUUCAUUUUUUGCUUGGUUUGGAAAAAUUUCACUAGAGCUGUUUAUUUGCCAAUAUCACAUAUGGCUGGCAGCAGACACGAGGGGUGUCUUAGUACUCAUACCUGGAAAUCCUAUGCUCAACAUCAUGGUCAGCACUUUCAUAUUUGUUUGCGUGGCUCAUGAAAUUUCUCAGAUCACUAAUGAUCUCGCACAGAUUAUUAUUCCUAAAGAUAACUCAAGUCUCUUAAAAAGGUUGGCAUGUAUAGCUGCGUUUUUUUGUGGACUCCUUAUCUUAUCAUCCAUUCAAGAUAAAUCAAGACAUUAAGUUCUUAAAAUCCUAAAAAACUUCAAUUCUUUUGGCUUACUUUGUGUCUGCCUAAAGGAGAAAAAGCAUCUAUGUGGAGCUAUAAACGUAUAUGUAAGUAUAAACGUGUGCGGCAAGGGGACAGUUCGGUGGCGUCUAUUGAACAUAUGUGGUUGUAUAUAUUGGAAUGUACAUUUCGAAUGUAAUAUUCUAAAGAUAGAU